ACUAAUAAAAUGAAAAACUAAAUGACAGCUGCUAUUACUCCUACCAGUGGUAAAUUCCCGGUGCUUUAGCAGCAAAAGUGUAGUAAACCCUGUCUCUCCACCUUUCCACCUCACUCCUCUCCCACCAUCAUUCACAGCCGUGCUUCGCUCCUCCAAACCCAAAAAAUUUCUCCUGCUUUUGUUUCCUGCACACCGGCUAGAUCUCGCCAAGAACUCGGUAAUCCCAAGCCCUGGGUGAGUGAGAUCCAGCUUCGCAAGAAGGUUUUGGGGGUUCUUGGGCAGUUCUGCCAGGAGAGUGACACUGGAUGAUUGCAUAAAUGAAGCUUGCUGAAUGUAGAUUGUGAAGUUCUCCUUUCCUGCGUACGGCCAUAUACACUUUUAUCAUGGCACCGCGCAACAGGUCUUCAGCUAGAAGGCCUCUCUGGAUUGUCAUCUUGAUUGCUUUUGUCUGUGCAGUAGGCAUUGGAGCCUAUCUUUAUACACCCCAGCAUUACACACCUUGUUACUUGGUGUCAUCAAAUUCCUGUAGUUCUCGGCCUCCUCCAGAACCUGCUAGGGUUUACACUGAUGAUGAGAUUGCUGCUCGUAUUGUCAUAAGAGAUAUCAUUUUGGCACAGCCAGUUCAGUCAAAGAAUCCAAAAAUUGCUUUCAUGUUCUUGACACCCAGUUCAUUGCCAUUCGAGAAGCUUUGGGAAAAGUUCUUCAUGGGGCAUGAAGACAGAUAUACCAUAUAUGUACAUGCAUCAAGAGAAAGGCCUGUUCACGCUAGUCCGAUAUUUAAUGGCAGAGAUAUUCGAAGUGAAAAGGUAGUCUGGGGCACAAUUUCAAUGAUUGAUGCAGAGAGGAGGCUUUUGGCUAAUGCACUGCAAGAUCCUGAUAACCAGCAUUUUGUCUUGCUCUCUGAGAGCUGUGUACCACUUCAUAACUUUGAUUAUGUAUAUAGCUAUCUUAUGGAAACAAAUAUCAGCUUUGUUGACUGUUUUGACGAUCCUGGUCCACAUGGAGCAGGCAGAUAUUCUGAUCAUAUGCUACCUGAAAUUGUUAAGAGAGAUUGGAGAAAAGGUGCACAGUGGUUCACAGUGAAACGUCAGCAUGCAGUUCUUAUUCUUUCCGAUUUCCUUUACUAUGCAAAGUUCAAGCGGUACUGUAAGCCGGGAAACGAAUGGCAUAACUGCUAUUCUGAUGAACACUAUUUGCCAACCCUCUUUAAUAUGGUUGAUCCAACUGGAAUUGCAAAUUGGUCAGUGACACAUGUUGAUUGGUCUGAAGGAAAAUGGCAUCCUAAAGCUUACAGGGCUGUUGACACAAGCUUUGAACUGCUUAAGAAUAUUUCGUCCAUUGAUGAGAGUAUUCAUGUUACAAGCAAUGCAAAGCACCAAGUGAUGAGAAGACCGUGCCUAUGGAAUGGCAUGAAGAGGCCUUGCUACCUAUUUGCACGGAAAUUCUAUCCCGAGGCACUCGACAAUCUGAUGAACAUUUUCUCAAACUUCACUAUCAUCUAAGGGAAGGAUGAAUCAAAAACCUAGUUUGCAUGUAACACUACAGUAUAGGCCUUGGAAAAUCAGAAACCCAGAGAGACUCGCUGAAUUGUUUUUUGUGAUCUCUCUUGGAACAUCAAAUGAUUUUCCUUUUUCGCGAAGAUGUUGCAUGGUUUGCAGUUGAAAGAGCAGUCAAAUUUGUUCCUCACUGCGCUGUUCUGAGCAAAUGAUGUGUUGUUCAUAAUGAACUUCGUAGUCAUCCAUCUGCAUAUUCAUGGGUGCAGCUACCUGAUCAGUUUGCCUGUAACGCUGCAGUGUUGGCAAUGUUGUAGUGUUUCAUUGCUGAGGAAGAUGAAAAAUCCAGAGAGAUUUGCCAAUUUUUUCUUGAAAGCUCUCUUGGAACAUCAAAUGGUUUUCUAUUGCGAACUGUAAUGAUGAUGUUUGAGCACAAUGAUUUUGAUCAACAA
This is a messenger RNA of Oryza sativa Japonica Group (Japanese rice), 1945 nucleotides long. Its product is annotated as glycosyltransferase BC10-like. Gene Ontology annotation, cellular component: membrane. NCBI's taxonomy places the organism in Eukaryota, Viridiplantae, Streptophyta, Magnoliopsida, Poales, Poaceae. The record is from RefSeq and is a predicted model, not a curated record. Gene Ontology annotation, molecular function: glycosyltransferase activity.